This is a messenger RNA of Trichosurus vulpecula (common brushtail), 1914 nucleotides long. RefSeq names its product major facilitator superfamily domain containing 6 like (gene MFSD6L). The coding region runs from base 1 to 1914 and encodes 637 amino acids. The transcript has a single exon. Gene Ontology annotation, cellular component: membrane. The record is from RefSeq and is a predicted model, not a curated record. NCBI's taxonomy places the organism in Eukaryota, Metazoa, Chordata, Mammalia, Diprotodontia, Phalangeridae.
AUGAGUGCCAACCCACAGUGGGAUGUCAGCAAGGCUUUGUCAGUGGCCCGGCUGUUCCACCUUCUGUGUGGUGCCAGGGAUGCUUGUGUGGCCCCCUUCCUGACACUCUACCUGAGGCAGCUGGGCCUUGCGGCCCCCAGGGUGGGUAUCCUAAUGGGCACUAAGCACUUGAUUGCCACCACCUGGGCCCCGUUGUGCUCCUUCCUAGCCAAAAACUAUCAGAAGAGGAAGUUGCUCCUGACAGGAUCGCUGCUGGGCUCAGCAGCUGCCGGGCUGCUUCUGACCCUCGUGAAUCCCCUAGACAAGGAUCUGGUGUAUCAGUAUUGUAAUGGCAGCAACAGCCUGGCUGCUGCAGGGAUGCCACCCCAAAUGAUGCUCCCUAUCAGCCCAACCCUGGAAAGAGAAUUGGCCCCAGACCAUUCAACUAGAGUAAAGAGCUUUACAAGAUUCAGGAGCCCUGGGCAAGAGUUGUCUUCUAGCUUCCCAAUUAGACCUCUCAGAAGUGACAGAGAAACCAUCAUUCAAAAAGAGCCUUUCACAACUCUGUCUGCCCUUCCAGGAGCCUAUUUUGAGAAAGCUAGGAUAACAGUCCAGACAACUCUCCUUCCUUCGAUGGAUGAAGUACUUGAAGUGGAAGCCUCCCCCAGGAAGACACAAAGGAGUCUAGUUAGCCCUUCUAACUCAGGGGUGAAGGUGGAGAAAGAUGAGCCCUGGAACAACACGUUUGGAACAAUGGGCCCUACUUUACCUCUGCUUCACGUAGUCUCUGAACUAGAAACUCCAGGUACUCAGGCGAAUCUGUCACUAGCUGAAAGGACAAGAGCCCAGGACAGGAGCUUAGCCUUCUCUUUGGAAGGAGAGCACUGGAUCUUUCUUCUUUCUAUGAUGGCAGUGCUAUUCUGGGAGCUUCUGUCUGCCCCUCUGGGGCCUGCUGCUGCUGAUAGCCUCUAUGAAUAUCUGGAUUUUGUGGAUGCCACUGACUGCUACAGAAAGCUCUGGGUUUGGAGAUUACUGGGCAUGUCUAUAGGAGUGUGCACUGUCCCCGCCUUGUUGGGUCAGCUAGACUGUUUCCUGACAAGGGACACCCCCCGGGGGGUAGUGCACUUCUAUGUCUACACCUUGCUCAGCAUAUUGGCCUUGCCAGUUAGCUUCGCUAUUCCUAUUCCUAACUCCAAGAGGAGGGAACCGAGCCAUAAAGCCAUCAAAACACUGAGCCUCAUUGGAAGUGACUGCCUCCUUGUCCUGUUGGCUGCCACAGUUUUCUUGACUGGAGCUGCAGUGGCUAAUGUAGAGAAUUUCCUCUUCUGGCAGAUGCAAGACCAAGGUAGUAGUGAGUUGAGCAUGGGGCUCUCUGUCACCCUCAGUUUGGUGGGUGAGAUUUUAUUGCAUCCCUUCAAAGCUAAGAUGCUCAAGAAUCUGUCUAAUUUGGGGACACUGGGGCUGGGGCUGGGCUGCCUCUCUGGGCAGCUUCUCUAUUACUCUUUACUUUGGAGCUGGUGGGCAAUAUUUCCUGCUCAGGUUUUUGGUGCCAUCAGUAAUGGAGCCCUGUGGUGGGCAGUGGAUGCUUUAGUGGAAGACCUAGUGAUUCCUGGCACAGAAAGGUCUCUGAGUGUGAUGCUGAGAGGCCUCUUUUAUGGGAAUGGGGCAAUCCUGGGGAGCUUUGUAGGGGGCUUUGUGGUACAUCACUAUAGCCUGGCUGUGCUAUAUAAGACUUAUUGUGUGGUUCUGUCCCUUUGGUUAGUUUUGUUCAUGGCCAUCCAGGCAAAGCUUCCCCAACAGAGAAAAAUCAAGUACUCAAAUUUACUGGCCAUGGAUACUGCUGAUGUCAGUGAUUCUGAGGAAGGGGCUGAAGGGGACUGGCUUAUAAAAGCUAUGAGAGAUGAAUAUUUGACAGGAAGGGCUGAUAACAAAUAG